AUGGAGAAACAGCUGGUGGUUGUGCAUCGUUCUUUCAAGAAGAACAUGAAGGCCCGAAGGGACGGCUCAGUAGUCAAGAUACUUGCUGCUCUUGCAGGGGACCUGAGGGAUUCCCAGGUGGCUCGCAACUACCCGUACCGGUCCCUAGAGGCUUCUUAUGGAGAAGCUAAGAGGCAGCGUUUCCUCAGUGAGCUGGCCCAGAUGGAGGAGAAUGUACACUGGCGAGGUGGAAGACAAGCUAGCUUGGGAGAGACACUAACAUUUGAAGACCGGAAUGAGCAGAGCCCCGAGUCCUGGUACAAAGAUGGCAGUCUGAUAUAGGCAGGCGAGCCAGGGAAGUACCGGAUUGAGAGCAGAUAUGGAGUGCACACCCUGGAGAUCAACAGGGCCGACUUUGAGGACACAGCCACCUACUCAGCAGUAGCCACGAACUCCCAUGGACAAGUGUCUACCAAUGCUGCUGUGGUGGUGAGAAGGUACCGAGGAGAUGAGGAACCAUUGCACUCUGUAGGACUUCCAAUUGGAUUGCCGCUUUCCUCCGUGAUUCCAUACACACAUUUCGAUGUUCAGUUUUUGGAGAAAUUCGGGGUCACCUUCAGAAGAGAGGGCGAGACAGUCACACUCAAGUGCACGCUGCUGGUCACGCCAGAUCUGAAGAGAGUGCAGCCACGAGCUGAGUGGUACCGGGAUGAUGUGCUGUUGAAAGAGUCCAAGUGGACGAAGAUGUUCUUCGGAGAAGGCCAGGCCUCGCUGUCCUUCAGCCACCUGAACAAGGAUGACGAGGGGCUGUACACCUUGAGGAUCGUGUCCCGGGUGGUGUCAGUGACCACAGCGCCUUCAUAUGUGAGGUGGGAACUAAACAACUGGGUCCAGUGCAAUGAUGCACCAGUAAAGAUCUGCAAGUACCACUGUCACAGACUUUUUGAAGGAAGGUCAUAUGUGUUCCGUGUGAGGGCUGUCAAUAAUGCUGGCAUCAGCAGGCCUUCCCGGGUCUCAGAUGCUGUGGCUGCCCUUGACCCUGUUGACCUCAAAAGGUUACAAGCGAUUCAUUUGGAAGGAGAGAAAGAAAUCGUCAUCUACCAGGAUGACCUUGAAGGUGACGUUCAGAUUCCAGGGCCUCCCACCAAUGUCCAGGCCUCAGAGGUCAGCAGAAACUAUGUUGUCCUCAGCUGGGACCCUUCUCCCCGCGGCAAGGAGCCCUUGAUGUACUUCAUUGAGAAGUCUGCAGUUGGGAGCGGCAGCUGGCAGCGGGUCAAUGCCCAGACAGCAGUCAGAUCGCCUCGGUAUGCCGUCUUCGAUUUGGCCGAGGGGAAGUCCUACGUGUUCCGGGUCCUGUCAGCCAAUAAACAUGGCCUGAGCGACCCGUCAGAGAUAACGCCACUUCAGGCACAGGACGUGAUUGUGGUCCCAUCUGCUCCUGGCCGGGUGCUUGCCUCUAGGAAUACAAAGACCUCUGUCGUGGUGCAGUGGGACAGGCCAAAGCAUGAGGAGGACCUGCUGGGCUACUAUGUGGACUGCUGUGUGGCGGGAACAAACCUGUGGGAGCCAUGCAACCAACCCAUUGGAUAUAACAGGUUCGUGGUGCAUGGCUUAACCACUGGGGAGCAGUACAUCUUCCGGGUUAAGGCUGUCAACGCGGUGGGGACCAGCGAGAACUCCCAGGAGUCGGAGGUCAUCAAGGUCCAGGCGGCCCUCACUGUCCCCUCUCAUCCAUACGGGAUCACCCUUCUCAACUGCGACGGCCACUCCAUGACUGGCUGGAAGGUGCCUAAAUUCAGCGGUGGCUCGGCCAUCCUGGGCUACUACCUAGACAAGCGAGAAGUACACCAUAAGAACUGGCAUGAAGUCAACUCUUCGCCUGUCAAAGAGAGGAUUUUGACGGUGGACGGCUUGACAGAAGGCUCACUGUAUGAGUUCAAAAUCGCCGCCACCAACCUGGCUGGGAUCGGGCAGCCGUCGGAUCCCAGCGAGCAUUUCAAGUGUGAGGCUUGGACAGCGCCAGAACCUGGUCCCGCCUAUGACCUGACGUUCUGCGAGGUCCGCGACUCCUCUCUGGUCAUGCUGUGGAAAGCCCCGGUGUACUCGGGCAGCAGUUCCGUGUCUGGAUAUUUUGUGGAUUUUAAGGAAGAGGAUGCGGGGGAGUGGAAGACCGCCAGCGAGGCAGCCACUCCGAACCGCUAUUUGAAGGUCAGUGACCUGCAGCAAGGUAAGACCUACGUGUUCAGAGUUCGAGCAGUGAAUGCCAGUGGACCCGGGAAGCCGUCAGACACAUCGGAGCCUGUGCUUGUGGAGGCCCGGCCAGGCACCAAGGAGAUCAGCGCUGGUGUGGAUGAGGAGGGCAACAUCUACCUUGGGUUUGACUGCCAGGAAAUGACAGAUGCCUCCCAGUUCACCUGGUGCAAGGCCUAUGAAGAGAUUGCUGAUGAGGAGCGGUUCGAGGUUCACACUGAGGGUGAUCACUCAAAGCUGUACUUUAAGAAUCCAGAUAAAGAAGACAUAGGGACAUAUUCGGUAUCUGUAAGUGACACGGAUGGUGUGUCCUCCAGCUUCGUUUUGGACGAAGAAGAACUUGAACGUUUGAUGGCAUUGAGCAAUGAGAUAAAGAAUCCCACAAUUCUCUGAAGUCAGAAUUAGCUUAUGAAGAUUUUCGAUAAGGGUCAGGUCCGCUUCUGGCUCCAGGCAGAGCAUCUUUCACCUGAUGCCAGCUUCCGGUUUGUUAUCAAUGACAGAGAAGUCUCUGACAGUGAGACACACAAAAUUAAAUGUGACAGAUCAACUGGCAUGAUUGAGAUGGUCAUGGAUCGGUUUACUAUAGAAAAUGAAGGGACCUACACUGUGCAGAUUCAAGAUGGAAAAGCCAAGAAUCAAUCUUCAUUGGUGCUCAUUGGAGACGCGUUCAGAGCUGUUCUAGAAGAGGCUGAAUUUCAAAGGAAGGAAUUCCUCAGGAAACAAGGCCCUCAUUUUGCUGAAUAUUUGCACUGGGAUGUUACCGAAGACUGUGAUGUUCGGCUUGUCUGUAAGGUUGCAAACACCAAGAGGGAAACCGUUUUCAAAUGGCUCAAGGAUGAUGUUCUUUAUGAAACUGAGACACUGCCGGACUUGGAGAAGGGGGUCUGUGAGCUGCUAAUACCAAAGUUGUCUAAGAAGGACCAUGGCGAAUACAAAGCAACCUUGAAAGAUGACAGAGGUCAAGAUGUAUCCAUCCUUGAAAUAGCUGGCAAAGUGUACGAGGACAUGAUCUUGGCAAUGAGUCGUGUGUGCGGAGCCUCUGCCUCACCGCUGAAGGUUCUCUGCACCCCCGAGGGCAUCAGACUUCAGUGUUUCAUGAAGUAUUUCACAGAGGAAAUGAAGGUCAGCUGGUAUCACAAAGAGGCUAAGAUCUCAUCCAGCGAACACAUGAGGAUUGGAGGCAGUGAGGAGAUGGCGUGGCUGCAGAUCUGCGAGCCCACAGAGAAGGAUAAGGGGAAGUACACUUUUGAGAUUUUCGAUGGCAAAGACAACCACCAGCGCUCACUGGACCUCUCUGGACAAGCUUUUGAUGAAGCAUUUGCUGAGUUCCAGCAGCUCAAGGCGGCUGCAUUUGCAGAGAAGAAUCGUGGCAAGGUGAUUGGCGGCUUACCUGACGUGGUGACCAUAAUGGAAGGCAAGACUUUGAACCUCACCUGCACAGUGUUUGGAAACCCUGACCCGGAAGUGGUUUGGUUUAAGAACGACAAGGACAUUGAGCUAAGCGAGCACUUCUCCGUGAAGGUGGAGCAGUCCAAGUACGUCAGCCUGACCAUCCAGGGGGUGACGGCCGAGGACUCGGGCAAGUACAGCAUCAACGUGAAGAACAAAUACGGAGGGGAGAAGAUUGACGUCACCGUCAGCGUAUAACACGGGGAGAAGAUCCCAGAUAUCUCCCCUCCCCAGCAGGCCAAACCCAAGCUCAUCCCAGCCUCCACUUCAUCCGAAUAAGGGGAUACAGUGUGCCCUGGCUGGAGAGGUGGGAGG
Messenger RNA from Peromyscus leucopus (white-footed mouse), 3993 nucleotides. Its product is annotated as myomesin-2. Gene Ontology annotation, molecular function: protein binding. The record is from RefSeq and is a predicted model, not a curated record. Lineage: Eukaryota; Metazoa; Chordata; Mammalia; Rodentia; Cricetidae.